Messenger RNA from Solanum lycopersicum (tomato), 456 nucleotides. The record is from RefSeq and is a predicted model, not a curated record. Lineage: Eukaryota; Viridiplantae; Streptophyta; Magnoliopsida; Solanales; Solanaceae.
AUGAUACUUCCGAUUGACCCACCAAAUAAAUUAUCGUUUAAGCGCUUUAUUAAAGAUGGAGAUUUGGUCAUUGUGUAUGAGAGGCAUGACACAAUGAAAGCAGUGAAGGUAAGUGAGAAUAGGGUUCUGCAGAAUUGUUUUGGUGCUUUUAAGCAUUCUGAAUGGAUAGGUAAAACUUUUGGGUCCAAGGUUUUGAGUAACAAAGGUGCUUUUGUUUACUUGUUAGGUCCAACUCCUGAGGUAUGGACGCUCGUACCGAGUUACAGAACCCAGAUCCUUUAUAUAGCUGAUAUUAGUUUUGUUGUUAUGUACCUGGAGAUCGUUCCUGGUUGUGUGGUACUUGAAUCUGGUACUGGAAGUGGAUCUUUGACAAGUUCGCUUGCAAGGGCUGUUUCCCCCAUUGGCCAUGUUUAUACCUUCGAUUUCCAUGAACAGAUAGCUGGCUCAGCUAGGUAA